Molecule: messenger RNA, 1618 nt
Organism: Xenia sp. Carnegie-2017
Lineage: Eukaryota; Metazoa; Cnidaria; Anthozoa; Malacalcyonacea; Xeniidae
Product: sorting nexin-29-like
Exons: 10
Coding region: 44-1486 (480 amino acids)
Source: RefSeq, a predicted model, not a curated record
UGUGCUUUGUUAAAUAGAGUAAAAUGUGGUGAACUGGAAUAUUAUGACAAGGCUUAUGAUCGUGUCAACAUUAAGAAUGAAGUCCCACUUGCCUUGCAAAACAGGAUUUUCCAUAAAGUCACAACGACUGAUGAUCCUGUUAUCAGAAAUGCAGGUGUUAAUGAGAUCUGAAGGUCAAUCUGUGUUCUGGCUAUUUAUCAAGGAACAUCUUAACUCUAAUGAAAUAAAGACAUAUAAUUCUUUACAUAAUGUAAUGACAGAUGUUGGUAGAGCUCAAGCAUGGCUUAGGUCUAGUUUAAACGAGCAAUCACUGGAGAAAUAUCUUCAUAGCUUCAUUGGGCAUAAACAAUUGCUUUUUCAGUAUUAUGAGCAAGAUGCAUUAUUAUUGGAUGAUGAACGAUCUAGUAUGUUACCAAUGAUGGCUGCUGGCUUAAGUUCAAUUCUUUUUGCAAUUGACAUUGACAAAGCUGAGUUUAACUCUAUUACUGUACAGAUUCCAGGCAAUAUCAGCCAAGCAGUUUCUCGUCCAACAUCAAUAUGGGCUGUACCAUCACCAAUGUAUGCGACGUCAGGAGCUCCUGGAAAAGAAAAGAAAAAACGUAAAAAAAAGAAAGCAAACAUUGCUCAAAUUGAAAAUGUUGAAUUCAAAGAGACGGAAGAAGGAACUUCUACUGUCAGUUCUCAUGGUAGUUCUUCCACAACAACGACUGCUCACGAUAGUGCCACGAGUUUUACCCGAGCGGCAUACGACAUAUUACAACGUAAUACUGAUUCUCAGGUACAUGCUCGUGGUAACCAUUCUUUCACUAAAAGGCCUGACGAUUUUCUUGAAAUGCCAAAGAACUCUCAGUUGGCUUAUUGUUCGAAUUCUGAGAAUUCAACUUUUUCUUCCACAAUGGCGAAAACCAACGUUGAGAACAAGGAGAAUGAAACAGAUGAACAAGUGGCUCGAUUAACAAAGAAAAGCCAGGAAGUUCUGCAUCUUAAAAACGAGUUUAAAACUGCGAAUGAUUUGAAAAAAAAUCAUUCUUUGACAACAUCUUUGCAAUCAGGGCAUUACACUGACUCGUCGCUCUUGUCGGAGGAAGAGGUGUUUGAGCCUCUUGUUGAUAUGAACAGCGGUGUAUCUCUAAUUCCCGUAGUUUGCCCCGAUGACGAUAAAGGAGUUAGGAGUCUAGCUAUGUCAGAUGAAAAUGAGCGAUUUACUGUUUCACCUGAGACGUCACUACAUUUAGUUCAUUCAAUAAAUGAUUCUCCCGUUUCAAGUAUUUACACUGAUGAAGACGUCGAGAAUGAUGCAAGUUUAGCAAUUGGGGCAACUGUUGCAGCGAUAUGUGCCACACGUGAUGGUAGCAUAGAAAUUAAUGAUUACUCAGGAUCGUCAUUGGUCAGAACCAUGGCCAUCAGAGGAAUAUCCAUCAGGCAAAGAAAUGACUUCAGAGGAAUUAAAACAGGCGAUUGUAUCGAUGAUGUUAAGAAAAGAUGAAGUUGAAGAACGUAACAGGUUGUAUUAUCGUCCUUCGUUUAAUAUUAACAUUCCAUUCGAAUAUACACUAUUUUGCCCUGAUUUUUCCUUCGAUCAUCUUUCCUGUAGAUCGUUACAACAACAUUUGGAAAA